UUAUAAUCUUCCUCUCUCUUUCGUGUUCACUAAAGUUUAGAAAGAUAUAUAUAUAAAAUGGCUCCUACUGUCAAGUCCAAGAAGAAUGCUGAAUCCAUUAACUCUCGUCUUCAACUUGUCAUGAAGUCUGGCAAGUACACUCUUGGUUACAAGACUACCUUGAAGACUAUUCGUCAAGGAAAGGCUAAGUUGGUCAUCAUUGCUGGUAACUGUCCUCCUCUUCGUAAGUCUGAGAUCGAAUACUAUGCCAUGUUGUCCAAGACUGGUGUUCACCACUACAAUGGUAACAACAUCGAUCUUGGUACUGCUUGUGGUAAGCUCUUCCGUACCAGUGUCCUCUCCAUCACUGAUGCUGGUGACUCUGACAUCUUGAGCGCUCAAUAAGUUAUUUUAUUAUAAUUAUUACUAUUAUAAUUUAAAAAUAAAUGCGAUGUAUUUAUUUAUAUAAUUUUAUUAUUAUUACUGUCUAUUUAAUAAUCUAUUUAUUACGGUUUCUUUUCCAAGAACUUCAAUUGUUUCUGCAACACCAGCACCGACUUUUGUUCCAGUAAUAACAUACCGUAAAGCCAUCAUAAUAUGAUUAGGAUUUAAUUUCUUGUUUUCUGCACAAGCAUAUAACCAAGGUUUUAUUACGUCUGAUUUAAAGGGUUCAAUCAAGUUAAAGUCUUCUAUGAAUUUAUUUGAAGAUACCAAAUCUUAAUAGAGAGAAAGUUAGUAAACUUCUUUUAUUCUGUAUGCUUCUUUUAAAUAAAUUUACCUAAAGCGGGCUGCUUUAUUUUU
Messenger RNA from Cokeromyces recurvatus, 780 nucleotides. RefSeq names its product 60S ribosomal protein. The transcript has 3 exons. Lineage: Eukaryota; Fungi; Mucoromycota; Mucoromycetes; Mucorales; Mucoraceae. Gene Ontology annotation, molecular function: structural constituent of ribosome; RNA binding. The record is from RefSeq and is a predicted model, not a curated record. Bases 58 to 384 code for a protein of 108 amino acids. Gene Ontology annotation, cellular component: cytosolic large ribosomal subunit.